Molecule: messenger RNA, 1225 nt
Organism: Ctenocephalides felis (cat flea)
Lineage: Eukaryota; Metazoa; Arthropoda; Insecta; Siphonaptera; Pulicidae
Product: histone H4 transcription factor-like
Exons: 6
Coding region: 177-869 (230 amino acids)
Biological process (GO): regulation of transcription by RNA polymerase II
Cellular component (GO): nucleus
Molecular function (GO): DNA-binding transcription factor activity, RNA polymerase II-specific; RNA polymerase II transcription regulatory region sequence-specific DNA binding
Source: RefSeq, a predicted model, not a curated record
UUUAUGACCACAUAAAGUGUCAUGUCCUAGCAAGCCAAUCUACUAACAAGAAGGAUACUAAUUUUUAUUGUGGCUGGAGAGGAUGUAAAGUUAAACGUGCAAGAUGUGUUCAUCUAUCAGAACAUUGUCGUGCUCAUUCUGGAGAAAAAGUUGUAGCUUGUGUUCAUUGUGGAACUAUGUUUUCUAAUAAUACCAAAUUAGCAGAUCAUUGUUUAAGGCAAAUUCCUAUUGAGCUUUGUGCUAAGAAGAACUUUCUCUGCAGAAAUUGUAGUAAAUUUUUUCCAUCCAACCGUUUAUUACGAGAUCAUAUGCGUUUGCAUAUUAAUAAUUAUAAAUGUUCAUUAUGUGAUAUGACAUGCACAACACCUUCUGCUUUGGCCAAACAUAUUAGAUAUCGCCAUGUCGAUGACAGAGUUUUUAAAUGUUACCUCUGCGAUCAUGCGUGUGUUACCAAACGUGAUCUACGAUUGCACAUGAACACACAUGAUGACGUCAAGAAAUAUGCAUGUGACUUUGAGGAUUGUGAUUUCCGUUGUCGCUCUCUGCCUGGUUUGACAAAACACACUCUGACCCAUCAAAGAGCUCGUUUGACCUCAAGCAAUGAUGAAAAUCAGAGUGAAGUUGAUCCAGAUUCUGAUAUUGAAGAAAAUGCUCAGUUUGCAUACUGCUGUCAUGUAUAUAAGUGCAAGCAGAGAUUUAUACGCGGCUCUGAGCUCACAAAGCAUCUGAUUAAGAAUCAUGGGUUCCACUGGCCACCGGGACAUUCUCGGUUCACGUAUAGAGUGGAAUCUGAUGGUUAUUAUCGUUUGCAAACUAUGCGGUAUGAAAAUAUUGAACUCAGUGAAAAUACUUUGAAUACACCCAUUUAAUAAUGAACUUCUAAAAUCCGCAAAUCACGAUUAUGAUGUCAAAAUUGAGGUUCCAGCGACCAUGUCAGAUGUUACAAAUAUCAUAGUGCAAACAUCAGAUAAUAUAAAACCAACCAUUUCUAAUAAAAAAAGAAAUUCAAAGAAAAGCACAGAGACAAGGAAAAGAUAUAGAACGAAAAAUAAUUGUGAUCCUCCCUUGAAGACUGAAACUGAUUGGCUUGUAGAAAAUGAAUCAAAUCAGACUGAUUCUAAUUUAGGAAGUAUUGAAGAUUUCUCUGUGAUGAAGCGUUAUAUUAGUGAUAAGAAACCUAUAAUUAUAACUUUGGAUGAUGUAGAUGAAAAAGGAAAUGUUAUUA